CACCUCCCGCCGCGCCGCGGUGCACACUGGGAGCGCGGUGGCAGCGCCAGGAGGGAGCGUGGCGGCCAUUUUGUGCCUGCCUCGCUCGCCUCCGGGAAGGGGCCGGUGCGGGAGCUGCGGCUCGGCGGGGAGGGAAGGAGGGAAGAAGGAGUUCGGCUGUUUGCUUUUGUGCCUAGGUCGCGGGCGUUGUCGCCAUGGGCCGUAAGAAGAAGAAGCAGCUGAAGCCUUGGUGCUGGUAUUGUAACAGAGAUUUUGAUGAUGAAAAAAUCCUUAUACAGCAUCAAAAAGCAAAGCACUUUAAAUGCCAUAUAUGUCAUAAGAAAUUGUAUACGGGACCUGGUUUAGCUAUACACUGCAUGCAGGUACAUAAAGAAACAAUAGAUGCUGUUCCAAAUGCUAUUCCUGGAAGAACAGACAUUGAACUGGAAAUUUAUGGCAUGGAGGGCAUUCCAGAAAAAGAUAUGGAGGAACGGAGAAGGUUACUUGAACAAAAAACUCAGGCAGAAAGCCAGAAAAAGAAACAACAAGAUGAUUCUGAUGAGUAUGAAGAUGAUGAAUCUGCAGCUUCAACUUCAUUUCAACCCCAGCAAGUUCAGCCACAGCAGGGGUACAUUCCCCCAAUGGCACAACCAGGUUUGCCUCCUGUGCCAGGUGCACCAGGGAUGCCUCCAGGUAUACCGCCAUUAAUGGCAGGUGUUCCACCAAUGAUGCCUGGCAUGCCUCCAGUGAUGCCUGGGAUGCCACCUGGAUUACAUCAACAAAGAAAAUACAUGCAGUCAUUUUGUGGUGGAAACAUGAUGAUGCCGAUGGGUGGAAUGAUGCCCCCUGGGCCAGGAAUACCACCUCUUAUGCCUGGUAUGCCACCAGGUAUGCCGCCGCCUGUUGGUCCUCGUCCUGGGAUGCCUCCAAUGACACAAGCACAGCCUGUUACAGCACCAGGCAUCCUUAACAGACCUCCAGCUCCUGCUGCGUCAGCACCUACCCCUCAGCCUCCAGUUACUAAACCACUCUUUCCGAGUGCAGGGCAGGCUGCAGCAGCUGUUCCAGGUCCAGUUGGUACUGAUUUCAAACCUUUGAAUUCUACACCUGCAACAACAACAGAACCCCCCAAGCCUACAUUCCCUGCUUACACACAGUCUACAGCCUCAACCACUAGCACGACAAACAGUACUGCGGCUAAGCCAGCUACAUCUAUAACAAGUAAGCCUGCUACCCUUACGACAACCAGUGCAACCAGUAAGUUGAUCCAUCCAGAUGAGGAUAUAUCGCUGGAAGAGAGAAGGGCACAGUUGCCUAAAUAUCAGCGUAAUCUUCCUCGGCCAGGACAAGCUUCCUUGGGUAAUCCACCAGUUGGACCAAUUGGAGGUAUGAUGCCACCACAGCCAGGAAUUCCUCCACAGCAACAAGGGAUGAGACCUCCCAUGCCACCUCAUGGUCAGUAUGGUGCUCAUCACCAGGGCAUGCCAGGAUAUCUUCCUGGGGCGAUGCCUCCUUAUGGUCAGGGACCUCCGAUGGUGCCCCCCUACCAAAGUGGACCUCCUCGUCCUCCAAUGGGAAUGAGACCUCCUGUAAUGUCGCAAGGUGGCCGCUACUGAUGCUACUACACACACUCUAAUAGGUUUGGAGAUUAAACCUUUUCUCAUCUUGUGCUGUUAAUAUAGCCAAGCUUCCGUCAAUUAAGGCUUCAUUGUGACUUUAAAAAAAAAAUAAGUAUCUUCCCCACAUGCAAGGAACUAUUGGACAUUCUUAUUUUACAUGGGAAAAUUUAUUUGGAAUAAUAACAGGAACUUUUCCUGAUGUUGCAAUUUAUACUGUAUGGCUUCUUUUUCAUGUUUCAUCUAGGUUUUUAGAAGUGAAGUAUAGUAAAUAUGGUUCGUUAAAUUGUGAAGGCGCUGGAAUUACAUGAACAUACCACCUUAAAGGCAAGUUCUGUAACGUUAUGUUGCUAUUUGUGAAAUGAUGCCUUCACAGCACUUCAAGUGCUGUUGGACUUUGUGUCCCCAACAUAGUUUGGUGAGGGCUGUAACUGUUCCCAACUACUUGUACAUUUAAGUCUGAACAUGUAACAAUAUUUAAUGUAUUUAGAGUUCCUCCUGUUCCAGGGUUUAAGUAAACUGACCCACUAAGGUCGUGUGACUUUUCUGUACUGUUAUAAACUUCAUUGUAAUAAAAGAAGAGAAAAAUUUA
Molecule: messenger RNA, 2187 nt
Organism: Cygnus atratus (black swan)
Lineage: Eukaryota; Metazoa; Chordata; Aves; Anseriformes; Anatidae
Gene: ZNF207
Product: zinc finger protein 207
Exons: 11
Coding region: 195-1595 (466 amino acids)
Cellular component (GO): nucleus
Source: RefSeq, a predicted model, not a curated record